Molecule: messenger RNA, 675 nt
Organism: Chironomus riparius
Lineage: Eukaryota; Metazoa; Arthropoda; Insecta; Diptera; Chironomidae
Source: the annotation of a GenBank genome assembly
AUGACAAUGAAAGAAGUGACUGGAUUCAGUGUCCAGAAUGUGGCAUCCCAUAAUAAUGUUGUAAGACUGUCGAUAAAUAAUCAAAUCUGCCACUUUGUUCCAUUGGAGACUGACAAGUUCUUUCCGAACCUUGAAACUUUGAGGAUUUGGUCUUCAGGAUUAAAGAAAUUGGAUCAGAAUGACAUAAAAGGAUUUGAACACUUAAGAGAACUAAUUCUGCCACUCAAUGACAUUGAAAGUCUUGAUUCAAAUUUAUUUGAGUUCAAUAAAAAAAUCAAAAAAAUUGAUUUAAGUAGAAAUAAACUCAAAAGUGUUGGACUAGCUUUAUUAUCAACAUUAAGGACCAUCACAUAUAUCAACUUCAACCUCAAUGACUGUAUUGAUGACAGUUUUAAAGUAAACAUAGACAAAUUUAUAGAAAAAGUCAGAACAUCUUGCCCACCGACAAUUGAAAUGCUCAAGAAUGACGUCAUCUUCGUAAUUAAUGAAAAUGAGAAGCUUAAACUGUCAAUUGAUGCAAAAGACGCGAUUAUUAAAGAAAACUGUGACUUCAGCAAGUUUGAGGAAAUUGGAAAUAAGUUUGAAGAGAAGACAGAGCAGGAAGAUUAUUAUCAGUUACAUAAAAAUGAUGGAAGUGACUAUAAAGUUCAUCGAUAUGAAGAAAUUGAUCUUUGA